AUGUUUUUAUCGCCUUAUCUUAAAGGUAUCAGACAUCAUAGCGAUGUCUCAAUUCACACAAAUAACAACUAUAAUGUAGCUGUUAAUCAGAGUCAGAGUGAGAAUAUUGAUAAUGAUGCGGUUGUAGGUGAGCUUAGUGGAAGUGGCGGAUUAGUUGAUGCCAACACAUUACAACAGCAACAACAACAACAAUCAAUAUCAGAAGACGAUUCACUGAAUCCACAAGUAACCGACGAAGAUUCGUUUGAUUUACAAAAUGGAUUGAACAACAGUGGUGGUUCAAGUAAUAUCACUCACCAUGUAUACUAUAAUGGUGCUGCCACUACCUCAACUGGUAGUGGCACUCCUUCGUUUGGUAACUUCCGACGAAGACACAGCAGCACCUAUGAAAAGAGCAGCAUUCGCAAGUCAAUCAUUCCAAUCACCAAUCUGACAAUGUCAUCAUCGUCGUCAUCAUCGUCGUCUAGUCGAUCUCCUUCACCCUCACUCUACUCCUCAAUGCCAAACGAUAUCAAUGGUUUCGAACUUGGCACAAUGUCGCCAAGCCUAUCAUCCACACAUCCACAGACCAACAGUCAACAAAACUAUCUUAAACACAAACACUAUACAGUGCCCUCACUCUCUAUUCCAACGUCGUCCUAUUCGGCGCCAGCAUCAAGCACCUCCACACCAACACCAAUCUCGCCAAACACCUCCACUUCAUUCUCACUCAACAAUUCCAAUACGAACAGUUCGAUCAAGUACAGCAAUAGUCACAGUAGUAACAAGUCAAAUCUGACAUCUUCACUCAAUUCACAAAAUUACAACAACAAUAGUAGUAAUAUAUAUAAUAAUAGUCAGCAGUAUUCAUAUACAAAUACACCCAUAUCACCUUUACAACAGCAACAACAACAACAUCAACAACAACAGCAGCUACAACAACAACCAAAACAAAGUGUCUAUGAAAAAGUACUACAUAUAUUUCAUUUUAUAUUAUCAGCCAUAUUGGCGUUCAACAUCUUCAUAUUGAUAUCAAAACACUUUUUCUCGAAAAUCUAUCAAUGGAGUGGCGAUGGAAGUUCACUCAACAACCUUUUGAUUUUUAUAUAUCCACUACAUCUGGUUUUUGCAGCGAUGCUUUUCUUUAUUUUAAUUCUACAGUCAAAGGUACGAUCGUUGUUUCUCGACAGUAAAUCUCUUCGGCUCAAUAUACAUGGUGACAUUAUACAGAAGCUAGAGGUGCUGAACAACAAAGCCAAUUCGAAACAACCGAGACACCAGACUUCGCCAUCUCCAUCAACACCAUCCUCACCUAAAUCAUUCCCACAACUCCCAGAGAUAAUACAGCUCUUGGAAUUGAUAAAAGUUCCAAACUCUGCCUCUUUUUCACAAACCCUCGACUUUAUAUUGUUGGGUGUAGCCAGCUCAGGACUAAUCAACAUAACCAUGAUUCAAACCUAUUUCAACCCAAGUGAUGAGCAAGUUUAUCAAGAUUCAAUAUUUAAUAUUUGUUCAGCUAUAGAAUUUCUGGUUGCAGGUAUUAUAUUCAAUUUUGGAAAUUGGGAUGAGUCAAAACAACAACAAACAAAAAACAAUAAUUUAUCAUCGAAAAAAUCUGGAAAUGAAUAUGGAAGCGGCACAUCUAGUAGCCAACAUUCGAAACAACAGCAACAAAAGCAACAACAGAGAUCUACCAAGAGUUCAUCGACACUCGGUGUUCUGAGGUCGUUUAUUGCCAAAAUGUAUUUAUGUCUUUCGUUUGUAUUUAUUCUCUUGGUGGCUCGUACCUUUUAUGAGCCACUCGGCAAAAUCAUACCGAGUUCAAUCAACAAUGGUUUCGGUGAUAUUUCGUUCUACUCGUUUCAAUCACCGGUGUUGGUGAUCAUCUACUUUUUGCAAAUCGUUCUCCUCGUUCUCGAGUACUACGAGCGAAGCUCUUACCGGCUGGCCACAUUCAUAUUGGCAACGAUAUUCGUUUGGCUCACCACCUUCAACUCCUACCAUCUCACCGUCAAACUAUUUGAAACGUUCAAUCUCGAGAAGCUCAUUCUACGACGUUGGAUCAAAUCCAAUCCGAUGAUGGGAUUCCUAAAUGAUACGGAUAUUCAACCACAACAAGCACCAUAUCUUCACAAAAUAUCUAAAUCUUUUGAGCUACUUGCACAAAUGUCAAAAGAAUGUCUAUUCUAUUCUGAAUUAAAGGCUUUGAAACCAAGUGAUUGCGAGAGAGCAGCAUUUAAUAUGGAGACUCUACUUGAAGAAGUAAUUUCCAAUCCAACGAUUCGUAAUUAUUUCGAAGAGAAAGAGUUGGAUCUUUGUUAUUUACUAUCACCAAACAUUCCUCUACAUUUGAUUGGUGAUUCUCACAAGCUAAAGAACAUCCUGUUGAGAUUGCUAAACAAUUCUCUAAAGGCAACCUAUCAAGGUGAGAUAGUUAUUCGUGUCACUAUGCUAACCGAACCGAAACCAAAUGAAGAGAUCAUCAUUUCAUUCUCUGUUACUGAUACCGGUUGUGGUAUCGAUGCUGAAAAUGUUCCGUUCCUAUUUCAACCGUAUGCAAUGUCACAGUAUGGAUACGAUAGCGAGAGUCUAGGACUGGGAUUGGCCAUCUGUAAACAACUGUCGACACUGAUGGGCGGAUCUAUCCGGUACUCCAGCAACACACCGGAGGGCGCUGUGUUUACACUGUGCCUGCCGUUCGUAACACAGCAUCUCUUCAAACCACAUCCCUCAUUCAAAUGGGGAACCUCUCACAAAGUUCUCAUCAUCGAUGACAACAGUAACAUUACAUCGGCCAUAGAAAUGCAUUUGGAUCCACUCGGUUUCAACGUUAUCAAAGCUCACAAUAUCAGUCAAGGUAUAUCAAUCAUCAAAAGUUCAAAAGAUUUAAGUAUUAUUUUCUUGGAUUCAAUGUUACCUGGUUUGAAUAUAGAUGAAAUCAAACAAUUAAAAUUUGAUCCAACAAAGACCAUAAAGAAUCCACCAUUGGUUUUGAUGUGUACUAAUAAGCAAAGAAAAUCAUAUUCCAAUCAAGGAUUACAUUUUCUUUUUAAACCAAUUAAAAAAGAACAACUUCUUACAAUUACACAUUCAAUUGCUACAUCACCUUCAAACAAUGUACAUAUACCAAAUACACACCAAUCAAGCAGCUAUCCAGCCAAUUCUUCGCCAAAUGCGAUGUCUUCCUCUUCGAUUUUCCCACCAUCAACUUCAAAGAGCAGUUCAACGCCAGGUACACCUCUUACAAAGCAGACUAGUCUGCCAAACAAAAUGUUUUACUCCAAGAAUAGCUCUUCAGGAUCACAAGUACCGAACCGAAUCAGCCAGGGUCUGUCUUCGUCGUCAUCGUCAUCCACAUCGAAUCCACCAUCGCCUCAGACCAAGAUAACACUCUCGGGUGUUGCUCCCCUAAAUGGUGGCUCGAUACUCAACACUAGCGGAUCCUUCUUUAGUCCUAUCACACCUUCACAGUCUCCGAGUUGCUCACCCUUGACCUCACCAAUACUGAGACCCAACGGUGGACUUCAAAAUCCAUCGUCUUCAAACAGUGGAUCCUCUCACUUGAUGGUUCUCUCUCCACAACAGGAGCGUACCAGCCCGUUGGAUAACAGUAUAUUCAACAGCAGCUACGAUCAACAGAGUUUGGGUCUGGUGCCAAACGGUAUGUCUUCGAGUGGCGGUUGUGGCGGUGAGGACGAGAUAUUGUCUGACCCGUUGGAAUGCUCACCAAACUCUGUGUCACCAACACAAAGUCCAAAAUUAGAUUCCACUUUGCGUCAGCUAAACAGUGUUUCCGAGACAGAAUCAGAGAGUGAACAACUAGCUGCAGCUCAACAAGCAGCAGCACCACCAGCAGCAUCAGCAGCACCAACUCAAAAGGUAACUCCAGAAACUCUAACACCAGUGAUCACCCACAAACAAGAAUUCAUUGAACAAAAACAGAACCAAUCUCAACAGUCGACCGGUAAUAAUCCACAGCAGCAGCAACAACAACAGACUAGCACCAAUGUAAAUAAUAUCAAUAUACUCUUAGUUGAGGACAACCCAGUCAAUGCAAGAAUUGCAACCACUGUACUACAGAAAUAUAGUUUCAAGGUUGAACUGACAAGCAAUGGUCAAAUAGCAUUGGAGAGAAUCAAGCAAUCGCACGGCUCAUUCGAUUUGAUUCUAAUGGAUAUUCACAUGCCAGUGAUGGAUGGAAUCACCUGUGCUAGAAUGAUCAGAAAGUUUGAAGGUGAACACUCACUCAAACAGAUUCCAAUUAUUGCGCUGACUGCCGACACUUCUGCUGGCCACAAGAAUGUGUGUCUAGAGGCUGGUUGUAACGAAUUCAUGCCUAAACCACUUGACUACCCAAUACUGAUCAGUGUACUAAAGAAACUGUUGGACAACACCGAGGAAAUAGUCGAUACAAACAGUAAUCAGACAACCAACAACUCAAAUAGUAUUAUCUCAACAUCCGUAUAA
Molecule: messenger RNA, 4446 nt
Organism: Heterostelium album PN500
Lineage: Eukaryota; Evosea; Eumycetozoa; Acytosteliales; Acytosteliaceae
Exons: 8
Coding region: 1-4446 (1481 amino acids)
Biological process (GO): phosphorylation; phosphorelay signal transduction system
Molecular function (GO): transferase activity, transferring phosphorus-containing groups
Source: RefSeq, a predicted model, not a curated record